Molecule: messenger RNA, 1590 nt
Organism: Hippoglossus stenolepis (Pacific halibut)
Lineage: Eukaryota; Metazoa; Chordata; Actinopteri; Pleuronectiformes; Pleuronectidae
Gene: vamp1a
Product: vesicle associated membrane protein 1a
Exons: 5
Coding region: 50-409 (119 amino acids)
Biological process (GO): vesicle fusion; vesicle-mediated transport; SNARE complex assembly
Cellular component (GO): SNARE complex; plasma membrane
Molecular function (GO): syntaxin binding; SNAP receptor activity
Source: RefSeq, a predicted model, not a curated record
CCUCUCGCUCUCGGACUCAGAUUAUCUCCAUCGUCCUGCUGCUGCUGAGAUGUCGACUCCAGAGGCUGCAGGGACUCCAGGAGCGCCCGGGGGCCCGCAGGGGGAGGGGGGCCCCUCGGCUGCGGCCCCGAACCUGACGAGUAACAGACGACUGCAGCAGACGCAGGCGCAGGUGGACGAGGUGGUGGACAUCAUGCGCGUGAACGUGGACAAAGUCCUGGAGAGGGACCAGAAGCUGUCGGAGCUGGACGACCGGGCCGACGCGCUGCAGGCCGGAGCCUCGCAGUUCGAGAGCAGCGCCGCCAAACUCAAGAACAAGUACUGGUGGAAGAACUGCAAGAUGAUGAUCAUCAUGUCCGUUAUCGGUGUCAUAUGUGUGGGAGUCGUCUUCUUGUAUUUCUUCUACUGAGCUUCUCCUCGGAGAUGAACGAACACGUCACAGGACGAGUCUGCACCGACAAACACCAACUCAACCAAAUCCAGCCUCUUCGUCCGACCUCCUCCUCUUCCUCAUCUUCCCCACAAACCUUCGUGCAUGAUCUGAAAUGUGCUCCAGUGCCUCCAGGUUUCUCUGCUUCCAGCAGAAAACACUCUCAGCUGAACAGCAGGAGGAUGUAAUACUGACGAGGACCAGAAGGGGGCGCUCAUGGCGUAAGGACGGUUUCUUUUCUUUCUGCAAGUUUCGGAUCGUAUCUCAGUAACAAAUGUCGGCCAUCUUGUGGACAUGAAAAUGAACAGUUUUUACGGAAGAUCAAAGAUUUAUUGACGUGAGUUUGUUCAUCAGACUCGAUGUUUUAUAUUAAAUAACUUAACAUGAAGAGUUCAUUUAUCGUACGUUUUCAGAAACUGAAUACGAAGCAGGACGGAAUUUUAGGUCAAAACGUGUAUUGAGACAAAUGCCUUAAAGAAGUCGUCCUUAAUUAAUUUAACAAAUUGAGAAAAUCUGCAAACUUCAGUCACAUUAAAGGAUUUAUUUGCUAAAGAGGCUGAAGAAAUCUCCACAUUAUUUAUUUUGUGUGAAACGGCUGAUUUAAAAAAACAGCUGUAGAAAGAAAAUAAAGGAAAAACCUUUGUGUUGUAUAAAAUAUGACACGUCACAUAUAUAAUAUUAAUUUGGUUUUGAUGGACUGACAGUUUUUCUUGCCGUGAAUCAUCACUGAACAUUAUUUUAAACACAAGUUCGUUUCUCUUCUUCCCUCAUGUCUGUGUUGUACUUGCUGCCCCCUUGCUGUCAGUGUUGGAACUGCUACAGCUGUAUUUCCACUUUGAGCAGAAAUCCGGAUCAUUUCCAUUUCUCCGUUUGUUUGAUGUUCACGAUGCUGCGACUCCCCGGGUGUUAUUUGUAAUUGUCUCGUGAAUCAACCCGACGUCAUCUCGUAGUUUGAAUGUGAAACUCGAUGCUUCGUUCUGUAUAGAUCAUUUAUGAGAGGAGUGUUUGGUGAGUGUAGUUUUAAUCGUCUACCACGAGGCUGUAGAUAUUAAAGGAUUGAUUAUGAAGAGAGAAGUUUCAAACUGUAAAUGACACAAAGACAUGUUGAGGUGAUUCUGAUUGUGAGCUGGGAUCAAAUAAACUCAUAUUUCAAAGAGAAA